AUGUCUGACUCUGCCGAGAUCGAUAGCGUCCUGAAAGAACUGCAGACGGAGCAGGGUCCUCUUCUUGACAAAAUUGACGAACUUCGCACACUCGGGGUCGGAACACUUGUUGGGUUGCCGCAACUUAUCGUCUGUGGAGAUCAAUCCAGCGGUAAAAGCUCUGUUCUUGAAGCCAUAUCUCGUGUGCGUUUCCCGAUGAAGGCGAAUAUGUGCACUCGAUUUGCAACGGAAGUCGUUCUGCGCCGGCAUCCAAAAGUCCGAUUCAAGGUCGCCAUUGAGCCUGGGCCGUCUCAGGCGAGAAAGGGGAAUCUUGAGAAGGCCAAAAGAUUUGUACCAGCUGAGAUUACCAAUGCCGAUCAAUUCCAAUACCUCAUUGACCAAGCCAAAGAAUUCAUGGGGAUCAACAGCGGACAGGAUUUCAGCGAAGACGUUCUGAAAGUCGAGGUAUUCGGGCCCGAUAAACCGGAACUGACGCUUGUCGAUCUACCUGGUCUCUACAAUUCGAGCAGCACGGCUCAAGGGGAACAGGGAAUUAAAAUCGUUCGAAAUAUCACCGAACGGUAUAUGGCGAAUGAUCGCAGCAUCAUUCUUGCCGUGGUCGGGGCAAAUAACGACCUUCACAACCAAGGGGUUUUGAGUCUGGCCGUAAGAUUCGACCCCUCCCGAGAACGGACUUUGGGAAUUGUCACUCAGCCUGACAGACUUGAGACUUAUUCAGACGAGGAAGAAUCUUGGUUGCAAGUUUUGAGAAACGAAAAAGUCCCCUUGCAGCUAGGGUGGCAUGCAUUGCGAAACAGGUCCUCGACAAGACCUGACAUAUCAGAUGACGAGAGAGACAAGGAGGAGAGGAAAUUCUUCACCGAGGGCAAAUGGGUCUCUGUUCCUGGAUCAUCUAUGGGAGUUGGUAGCCUGCGACAUCGACUCAGCACCGUUUUAUUGAAGCACAUUCAGCGGAAUCUUCCUGCUCUCAUCACUGAUAUCAAUGAAAAGGUGCUUGACCGGCGGUCGAGACUGGCAAAGCUGGGACCACCUCGAAGUACACUCCAGCAACAGAAAGGAUUUCUACUCAAUAUCAGCAGCAACUUCGAGCGCAUUACCGGCCAAGCAUUGGAUGGAAUGUACAAAGAUGACUUUUUUGGUGGCCUAGACAGUGGAACAAACCCUCUCCAUCAAGAUAUUCGACGUAUCCGUGCCAUUGUUCGUCAGCUGAACGAAUAUUUUGCCGAUUCCAUGGAAACUGUCGGGUGCAGCCAGUUCAUCCGCGAGUUCAAUGGUAAAGCAAUCCCACAGGCACUGUUUGGAAAUCCCUACACGAACAGUAGUGCACCGAAUAUCGGAAUACCAACUAUCAGAACCAGGUCCGAUGUUGAAAGUGAAGUCAGCAGGCAGGCACGUCACAAUCGAGGUAUUGAACUCCCAGGAAGUGCCAACCAACUCUUGGUGGGAAAGCUGUUUCGCGAACAAUCCAAGCCAUGGGAGAAAAUCGCUCGAGAGCAUUUGACAAAGACUUGGGAUUGUGUCAGAGAUUUCAUCAGCCUCCUCUUACAAUACCUCGCCAAUGACCACACCUACUCCCUUUUGCUUGGUAAUCUUCUUGGUCCAAAGCUGGAGAAGAUGAAAGAUGAUCUGUUGGCAAAGCUGGAUGAGCUAACCGCAUACAAUAAACGUGGACAUCCUUUGCCUUUGAGCAAAAGCUUUCUCGCAAAGAUUCAGAAAGCCAGGAGUGAUCGCCAAAUUGAUAAAUUGGAACUGGCCUGGCAAACAGGAUCUCGUUCCGGUGAUAAGUCCAUUACUAUUGAGCAGCUUCGGCAAGCCAAUAAUGAGGUAGAAUCGACUAGCAAUCAGUUUGCAGCAGCAGAUAUUGUGGAUCAAAUGCAAGCGUAUUACGAUACUGCUAUCAUCACUUUUAUUGACAAUGUUGCCACACUUGGAAUUGAAAAUUGCCUACUUGGUCCUCUCGGCAGCAUCCUUACAAGUCAAACAAUCAAUAAUAUGGAGGACAAACACGUUCAGGAACUAGCGGCUGAACCUUUCUCUAUUGUUGAUGAGCGCGGUCGCUUGACCCGAGAGUUGGAGAAGCUGCAAGCGGGUUCGCGAACAUUGGGGAAAUUCAAUAUCCGGAAGGCUACUACGCAACAUGGUCUUGUCAACUCAGACACUCAGACCAAAUCGACCGCCAAACGCACCGCCCCCGGUGCUUCGAGUCCGUCUUUGGGCCCUCAAGCUGCCAGUUUUAAUAUAUUCGCGCCAGAAUCGCUAAGAGCUUCAUCUCCUCUAGCAGGGUCUACCGUGAACACGAGUGCCGGAAAGGUGCGCCCUUUUGGUAAUCCAAAAAUCUCGCAACCCGCGACUAGCAAGACUCGGAACCUGAAUGUUGAGCCUCGUAGCUUAUCUAGCUUUGGCUCUGCUUCCAGGUCCUCGUUUGGAGGCGGAAGUACUUCUGGAUUUGAAUCUCCGUCAUUUGGUUCGUCUUCAAAUUCUAGCCCGAGCUCUGGCACAUUUGGUGCGCCUUUAUCUGGUAGUUUAAGCAACUCCACUGUGAGCCAGUCAAACCCGUUCCCACCUCUAUUUUCAGGCAGCCCUCAACAACAAGGGGAGGACACCGUGCACGCCACUCAACAGAGCAACAGUUUCCGGAGGUAG
Penicillium brevicompactum is the source of this 2643-nucleotide messenger RNA. Its product is annotated as dynamin family protein. Gene Ontology annotation, molecular function: GTPase activity; microtubule binding; GTP binding. Lineage: Eukaryota; Fungi; Ascomycota; Eurotiomycetes; Eurotiales; Aspergillaceae. The record is from RefSeq and is a predicted model, not a curated record. The coding region runs from base 1 to 2643 and encodes 880 amino acids. The transcript has 3 exons. Gene Ontology annotation, cellular component: membrane; cytoplasm; microtubule.